This is a messenger RNA of Scylla paramamosain (green mud crab), 1263 nucleotides long. RefSeq lists its product as uncharacterized. The transcript is spliced from 7 exons. The record is from RefSeq and is a predicted model, not a curated record. NCBI's taxonomy places the organism in Eukaryota, Metazoa, Arthropoda, Malacostraca, Decapoda, Portunidae. Gene Ontology annotation, molecular function: N-acetyltransferase activity. The coding region runs from base 272 to 1102 and encodes 276 amino acids.
ACAGCAACCAAUGGAAAAAGAUGUACAUCCAAAAUCCCAGAUGAAUUAUCAUGAAUAACACGUCAAAUAAUAAAAAAAGAUAAAUAAAAAGGAGUGCCGAUAGAAAGGCGACCAAGGCAACGCAACAACAACAAUAACAACAAUCAAUGGAUGCUGCCCACGGGAAAGUUUAGAAGCCGCUCAAAGCUUGGACUGGAAAUUUAAGGUUACUGCAUAUGGACAAAACGAAGGGCGCGGUUAAACUGAAGACGUGGUUCCAGUAGGCAGUAGCAUGGCGAGUAUUGGGGCGCCAGUGUGUGUGGUGAGGCGAUACAAGCCUGAAGACACGGCUGCGGCACAAGACAUAAUGACCAAAACAGUAAUGGAGACAGUCAGUGAUUACUUCUGGAGUGCUAUUUUCACGGAAGUCCUCCCUCAGGUUGCUCUUCUGACCAUUGCUUUCUCCUACAUUGGAUUGGGAGUACCCUUCUAUUUUUGCCUGCUUGGAAUCCCUACAGCUAUAGUAAUCAUAUAUGCUGUAAUCUGGCUAGCUCACAUGUCUAAGGCCUUGGAGGUGGGACAGGAGAUGACCAACAUCCCCCGGCUUUUCCUGGAACACCCUGACCGGUGCUUCUGGGUGGCUGAGGUGCUGGAGUGCUCAGAAGCAAGUGAACUUGAUUCUUUCAUGAACAAGAUGAAAAAGGAACAUAGCCGCUGUGUUGAAUAUCAUUUUAUGAGUGAGGAGGAAUCAAGUGCCAGGGAGGCAGAGCUGAGGGGAACAAGAAGACAUGUGGUGGGCCUUUUAGGACUUACUAAGUCUAUGAGAGGUGGAAUGAAAGGUUGGUUGCGACACUUGGCUGUUAAGAAAGCUUAUAGACGCCGUGGUAUUGCUCAGAGACUUUUGGAUGAAGCCAUCCACUUCUCCACUGAACAUUGCUUGGAUGAGAUUGAGUUAGUUGCAACAGAGUGUCACCACAAGGCACGAGAGCUAUUCUACAAGAAGGGAUUUGAAGUCCAGCACACUUACUUCAAGUAUUACUUCAAUGUGCAGCAACCUUUGUACAUCUUUAACUUGCCUGUAAAACCCCCCAAGGCAGAACUGUCAGAAAUAUCUUCAUCUUAAUCAUCAUGUUUUGUAUGUCAUAUUCUGUUUGAAAGGGAUAAACUUCUUAUUACAGUGCACAAUCAACACUGAAAUUAUUCAAAUACAUAAGAAAUUAUUAAAAAUGAUAACAUUUUCAUGAUAUUGAAAUGUUAAAUGAGUCCCCAUUAUUUAUAUAUUUG